CUCUUGUUAAAUCCUGAAAUGAUGAAAGCUUCUCCAGCUUUAGCCCAUUAUGUGUAUGACUUCCUGGAGAAUAAAGCCUACAGCAAAGGGAAGGGGGAUUUUGCACGGAAGAUGGACACAUUUGUUAACCCACUGCGUAACUCUAUGAGAAAUGUAUCAAAUGCAGUCAAGUCUCUCCCUGACAGCCUGGCAGAGGGAAUGACUAAAAUGUCAGACAACAUGGGUAAAAUGUCAGAGAGAUUGGGACAAGACAUAAAGCAAUCAUUUUUCAAGGUGCCUCCUUUGAUCCAGAAAACUUAUUCAGAUCCUGACCAUUGCCGUGUUGCAGCACCAAUUGAUGACAAUGUGGAUGACAAUAUUCCACUGAGAGUAAUGCUCCUCCUUAUGGAUGAAGUCUUUGAUUUGAAGGAAAGAAAUCAGUGGUUAAGAAGAAAUAUAAAAAAUCUGCUUCAGCAACUUAUUAGAGCAACAUAUGGUGACACAAUUAAUAGAAAAAUAGUUGAUCAUGUUGAUUGGAUGACAUCUCCUGAGCAAGUAGCAGAUGCAGUGAAACGCUUCAGAGAUGCUUUUUGGCCCAAUGGCAUUUUAGCAGAGACUGUUCCACGGAGGGACAAAGCUAUUAGAAUGAGAACAAGAGUGGCAGGGAAGACCAAAUUACUGGAGGUAAUGCCAGAUGAACUGAAGCACAUCAUAGGCGCUGAGACAACACGGAAAGGCAUUCUUCGGGUCUUUGAAAUGUUCCAGCACACUCAGUUGAAUAAGAGAAUGGUGUAUGUGUUUCUGGAGAGAUUCCUAGAAACCUUAUUUCCACAAAAUAAGUUCCAUGAGCUCUUCAACAAACUGCAUUCACGGUCAAAGCAGAUGCAGAGGUAUAAGCAGAGACUACAUUCUACUCAAGCGCCUUCAUUGCAGAAAAGGUGACACUUCAAACCUGUUAAGCUGGUGUAUGUUUGUCCAGGACUAUUUACUUGGGCAGA
Molecule: messenger RNA, 977 nt
Organism: Antrostomus carolinensis (chuck-will's-widow)
Lineage: Eukaryota; Metazoa; Chordata; Aves; Caprimulgiformes; Caprimulgidae
Product: sorting nexin-13-like
Exons: 7
Cellular component (GO): early endosome
Molecular function (GO): phosphatidylinositol binding
Source: RefSeq, a predicted model, not a curated record